Molecule: messenger RNA, 3552 nt
Organism: Exophiala oligosperma
Lineage: Eukaryota; Fungi; Ascomycota; Eurotiomycetes; Chaetothyriales; Herpotrichiellaceae
Exons: 1
Coding region: 1-3552 (1183 amino acids)
Biological process (GO): metal ion transport; transmembrane transport
Cellular component (GO): membrane
Molecular function (GO): protein binding; metal ion transmembrane transporter activity
Source: RefSeq, a predicted model, not a curated record
AUGGCCACAGCAACGGUAGAAGCGCGCCCGUUGCGCAUCAAGCUCACCAAAGCCGUAACGCAGAAAAAGGACGCAGAUCUAGCCAGGCUGUUACAAGAUGAAGACUCUAGCCGGCGCAAUGACGAGAAUGAUCUCCGCGCGCUCUUGACCAAAGCCAUCAACAUCGGGUACGAGAAUGGCGUCAAAUUGCUCCUCGAUGCCGGUGCAAAAGUCGACAUCAUUGGGAAUCAUGGCCCGCUCCAAAGCGCCAUCGCAAACACCAACGACAAGACUAGAAAUGCAAUCAUCACACUUCUCCUCAAUCGGGGCUGCGAGCUCGAAGCCAAGGACGCAACUGGAAGGACACCGCUGAUGACUGCUUGUCUACGCGGCCAACACGAUGUCAUACUCACCUUGCUCGCGCGUGGAGCCGAUCCCAAUCUCGAGGAUAUGACCGGCAAAAAUUGCUUGCAAAUCAUGGCAUCCGAGUCGAAGCGAAAAACGGAAUGGAGUCCAGAGGCCUUGUCUGCGCUGUUGCCAAAAUUCAAAGACCUCAACAAACGGGAUAGUGAAGGUCGUGAAGGUCGAACACCUCUCUUGUGGGCGGCCGCGCGAAAUCAGCUGACACUCGUCGAUGCCUUGCUGAAGCUGGGCAAAGGUAUGGUCGACAUCAAUCAGAGCAACGACCAAGGCCACUCGGCGCUCCAUCUCGCAGCAAGGCAUGAUGAGCCUGAGAUGAUCAAGCUGCUCGUAUUCAUGGGCGCUAAAAUUGAAGCCAGAAGUGACGGUGAUUGGACUCCGUUGCUGAUGGCUGCGAAGGAAGGGAACGAGAGAGCUAUAGAUGCUUUGCUGACUUCCAACGCCAAUGUCAAUGCCCGGACCUCCUCUGGGAUGACUUCUCUGCACUGGGCAGCGGAUAGCGGUAGAUUGACCGCGCUGAACAGGCUUCUUAGAGAGCGAGAUGCGCUUAAGAACAGCAAGGACAGUUUCGACAGUACGCCCCUUAUCCGUGCUGCCCAGAAUGGACAUUGGGAUAUUGUCGACGCGCUGCGUCCGUAUGUGCUGGAGGGUCCGACCAAUCGUAUCGCAAGAAAGGCCUGCGAGCGCUUUCGUGCCGCCGUGGUGAAUUUCUUCGAGGACAAGGAUGCGCGGGGGAACAUCAAGUACAAAAACAAGGUCAACAAGCAGACUGUCUGGCAGAUCGUUUACGCUCGAGACCAAAAAGAUCCAGAAAAACCUGCUAUCCCUAUAGCUCUUGACCAGAUCGAGGGCAAAAAACCCUCGUUUCGCUGGGUCCACCUCCCUGCAAACAAUAUCUCUUGGCUCGAGGCUCUCCUCACAAGAUACUACCUAGAAAGCGACAUGGGGGAUGUGACGGCGCUGAAGAGUCUUCUUCGCUUGCUAGGAAGACAGCAACACCGUGGCUCAGAAAUCCACUCACGCUUCAUGCGUCCAUCCUGCAAGCGCAUAUGGAUUCCGCCCAGGCAAACAUCCGAACAGACGCAAGCUACACCCCAGAGAUCGUCACACCUGAACAAUCGUAAAGUAACACCGUCGACGCCACCUCCGCCACCAUCAGCUCGGUCGACAGCACCGGUGGCCGCUGCACAAAGCCAACAGGAGGACGACAUGAUGGUCAUGUUCAUGCCAUAUCUUCAUUGGGAAACCGACCGAAACCGCACUUCGCUGACUCAAUCGUUACGUGCACCUGCCGGGAAUACAGACUCUCUAGAUGAUUCGGAACUCUCAAGGAUCGCGAAAGACAUCUUGCUCAUCCACGGCUACGUUGCAGGUUCGACGGAUCUGCAUCCACGUCGCACGUUGGACCAGUUCAAACACCACAGCACCAAGACAGACCAUCAGGAUGCCGACCAGGUCGUGUAUCGAUACUGCAAGAAACGCAGCAAAGAGCUCAAAGUCUUUAUGGUUGAUCAAUUAUGGAUGAUUAGCAUCGGCAACCUGCUGAUCUCGUGUUUUCCAGAACGCUGGAAACAACCACACCGCGACCCUCUCAAUUUGUUUGAAGGAGUCGUUGAAGACAUAAAUUCUUCAACGCGUCCACCGGUCCGAAACGUCUUCGAACUCGCGACUGUCAUCACCGAAAGGUGCACAGGUCUCUUUGACCGGCAACAGUGGGACAAUGACGAAUUGCUCUUCGCCGAAAUGUUUGAACUGAGCAUUGGCCGCCUGACGAGGAAGGAGACGAAGCUAUUCCGACGAUUCAAAGAAGCUUCGUCCCACUGGCUUCGGUCCCACGAGGGUGGAAACGUCCUGUACGACUCUCGAUUGGGCCUUCUCGACCAAGAUGACUACCAAUCUUCCGACUGGUCAUCAGAUGAACUGCAUGACCACCACCACCAUCGUCAUCAUGGUAAUGCUCAUCACGCCCACGGUACCGUUGCGGACAGCGACACCACCUCCCAUGGGCGCCAACAGAGGUCUGAUUCUUUCGACAACGAUCUUCUGAACAUCGACAGAGAAGCGGCAUUACUCGUAGAGUGCAAAGAUGUCGAAGACGAACUGGACAUACUGACCAGCGUGCUCCACCAGCAGCAACAAGUCUUGAACGACUUUGAUGCCACUUUGCGGACCACGAAGAGACUCCAACACCGCCUCGAUCUGUACAACAAAGUCAAUGAGCAACGACGGCUAGUGGAUCUUGAUAUCCUGGAUCUGGGACGGAUGGCGCGGCAAGCCAAAAGCGUCAACGAUAACCUCACCCAGGUGUUGGAUCUCAAGCAAAAGCACGCCAAUGCUGUGGAGGCGAGAUUUCAACGCAAGCAGGCCGAAGAGUCCGUCCGACAGGGCCAGACGAUCAUGGUAUUCACUAUUGUGACGAUUGUGUUCCUACCGCUGAGUUUCCUGGCCAGCUUCUUCACCAUCAAUAUCGUCGAGUUCCCUCGACCGGCCGGCGCCCAGCAAGGUGAGCUCCAUCUCGGAUGGGUCGUCAAGUGGAUUCUAGGCAUCGGGUUCGCGCUGAGUGUGCCCCUGAUCGGGCUAGCGUUUGUGGUUGGGGACGUGCGGGCAUUGUGGGUGAAUUGGAAAUUCGACAGGUACCGCAAGCGCAAGCAGAAGGAAGAGAUGAUGAUGCGCAUGGGCAUGGGCAUAGCGAGCGUCUAUGGAGAUGAGAAGACAGACCCAAACCGCUUCGAGAGAAGGAGUGGAGUGUCUCGGCUCACAGGGUUUUUGAGACGACGCAACAUUCCACGGCCGCGGCGAGGAGAGACCAUUCAUUCAGGUCUUCCAGUCUCGAAGACAGGUCUGCCUGAUGACUUUUGUGCACCUACCAAAGGGAGCUAUGUUGAAGGAGGGCACGGGCAUCGUCAAGCUUACGAAGCGACUCGGACUUCCCAUCUCGGACAACGUUAUUAUCAACAUCCGCGACCACACCAGCCGGAUGUCGUAUCUGGUCUGGGCCUGCACCAGCAAGGUCGACAAGCCAUGUCGUCGAUGGAGUCGAACAGGCAUGUAGGAAACCGGUAUCCCAGACGGUUGGGCCGUGUCGGCACCGAGACGACAGAGCGUUCCGCUGCCACUGAAGAUCUUGAGAUUGGGGCCGGAUUCGGAAUUUGA